GGGUGGGGCCUGGAGGAACACAGACUGUGGUCACUGACCGGAGUCUCUUCUGCCUUUUAUUCUCCUCAAAUCACACCGCAUGUCUGACCCAGGGGUCCAACCUGCUGCUGGGAGAAAUCUGCACUCACAUCCCCGAGAUCUGUCAGAUGGAUGCGGAGCUGAGGAUGAAAAGAUCGCCUGAUAUGUUUGUUGGCAUUUUCGCUCAUCGCCUAUUUAUGGGAGGCAGCGGCGGCGGCUCGGCCCUUUCUUUAUUAUAAGGAAAGAGAUCUCCGCGGUUAUAGCUAUGUGAAAAGAGCAGAUCGCCGAAUAAUUCUCGUUUCGCGAUCCCGAGGAAUAAUUAUGAACAACGCGCAAGAUAUGUCGCCCGAUUUCGUGUUGAUGCGCCUGGUUUCCGCGGCCGAGGAUGACCGCUUGGACGCGGAAAACGGGAAUCUGCCGCCGGGAGGAGUGUCGGUGGCGGGGCUGGGGAAGGACGUCCUGGCUCACAGCGGCGUCAAACCGGGGUUGGAUAUCAGCCGAGACCCGACGGUGGGCCUUGAGCAUCCCAACAAAGGCCAUCCGCCGCACGGAGAGACUGCACCUGACACCGGGGGGACGGAGAGCCGAGCCCCGGCGCCUGCUCCGCCGCAGAGCCCCAUGGAGGCCCAGGGCUUUGACUUCGCCCCCAGCCCCGGUUUAAGGCCUCAGCUGCUCGUCUUCUCCAAUAUAAUGCGGAAUGGAGAGGGGAUUUUAGAAUUAGACCGUCGGAAUCAGCAAAGGGAUGCUCUGGGUUUGGAUCAGAGCGCGGGCCCGGCGGUCAAUAACAACAGCCGGAGCACCGGGGACGCGCAGCAGCAGGACCUGAUGGACCGGACAUGGGGAGCGCAUCCGCCGGGCGAGAUGCACCAGGGAGCUGCGGAGCUUUGCCGCCGGCACCGACUCAUCACUACCACGCCCGAGUGGCCCUUGUUGUCGGAGAGAUCCAACCCUCUCACCGUGAUUGACUCUAAAUGGGGGUGCGCCUCCAGGGACAGAGAGGGAGCCGUGUUCGAGCUGGCGCGACGUUUCGGGGAGCUGGGGGUCGGUGCGGUGCCCAAGAUGCUGCUCAAAGCCGGGGAGCUCCCGCAGUGUUCGUGUCAGGGAGCUCACAGGCCGGCCGGAGGAGGAGUGGAGCCCAGGGGCGACCCCACUGAAACCAGCGAUGCUCUGCUGGUGCUGGAGGGGCUGGGGAGCGGGGAUGUCGGCCUUGACAUGGACGAGUGCACGGAGGGGGAUCCGGACGAUGAGGUCGGACGCAGAGAGUUUCUACUGAACAGGAAGAGGGAAAUUGUUCAGAAAAUGUCGGGGUCUUUCUCCAUCAGCAGCUUCCAGGCGGAGUUGAGGCGGCAGGUGGAGGGGAGCGAGGCGGCGGCUGCACACCUGCACGGCUCUCAGGUGUGCAGCCUCCACGGGGGGUUAGCUAGGAGGAUCUCGCAGGUAAGCUCCGGGGACUCAGAGGUGGCAGCCCAGGUUUCAGCCACAACACCGUUAUCUACACCCACACCGGUCCAGAACUCACCUUGGGGCACAAGUCCGAACCUGAGCCAGGUGUCCACCCCCAGGAGGAGGCCGGAGAGGUGUGCCAGUGCGCCCAGGACUCCCACCUCAGGCUGGGGCUCCGCGGGGGAAAAGAUGCUAAAAGUGCCAGGGAAGUCCAAAAAGGGCUCGUUAAAGAUCCGCCUGAGUAAACUGUUCCGGACUAAAAGCUGCAGCGGCUCCAAUCACCUGCUGGACAAAAGGCCCUCAGUGACCUACUCAGUAUCCUCUGCUGGGAGUCUGGUGGACAUGGCGAGCAGCCCUGGAGCUGAGCCGGACAGCCACAGCCAGCCCAGACUGACCCGGGCGCACAGUGCCUUCUCCCCCGCCUCCCUCUCUGCCUCCCUCUCUGCUUUCACCGGUGAGACAGUUUCCCUGGUGGAUGUUGAUAUUUCGCGGCGAGGGGCGAACACGCCUCACCCCCCCACGCCUCCCCCCCCUCCACGCAGAAGCCUCAGCCUGUUAGAUGACAUAGCGGGGCCUCAGCCUGGUCCCUUCCUAGUGAGUGUAAUGGGCGCCUCCCUGCAGUCCCUCCCUCUUCCUCUCCCUCCUCCUCCUCUUCCCUCACACGCCACCAUCCAGCACAGUCUCAGCCUCAAUGACGCCUUCCUCCGGGCCCUCCCCCACGCGGCCCCCUCCCCGAUGGACGCCCCCCCCUCCAGACAGGCUCCGCCCCCCAUGCUGUGCGCCCUGAGGCGAUCUGAGGCCAGCAACUUCACCGCCAGCCUGCGAGAGCUGGAGAAGUGCGGCUGGUACUGGGGUCCGAUGAACUGGGAGGACGCGGAGAUGAAGCUGAAGGGGAAACCUGACGGAUCCUUCCUGGUGAGGGACAGCUCGGACCCUCGAUACAUCCUGAGCCUCAGCUUCAGGUCGCAGGGCGUCACACACCACACACGCAUGGAGCACUACAGAGGGACGUUCAGCCUGUGGUGUCACCCGAAGUUUGAGGACCGCUGCCACUCGGUGGUGGAGUUUAUCGAGCGAGCCAUCAUGCACUCCAAGAACGGAAAAUUCCUCUACUUCCUGCGCUCCAGAGUCCCAGGGCUUCCUCCCACCCCGGUGCAGCUUCUGUAUCCUGUUUCCCGCUUCAGCAACGUGAAGUCUCUGCAACAUCUCUGUCGCUUCUGCAUCCGACAAAUGGUCCGCAUCGACCACAUCCAGGAGCUUCCACUGCCCAGACCGCUAAUAUCGUACCUGAGUAAGUUUUAUUACUACGACCCUGAGGAGGAGACGUACCUGUCCAUCAAGAGCGUCCGGAGGGCGGGGGGCGGGCAGGAGGCCGAGUCGCAGACGUAGCAGCAGAGAUCCUCGCAGCUCAAGUUUGUGAAUGGAGGACUGAUCUGAACUGGUCUGCCAGUCUUCCAGCAUCAGCCAAUCACAGUCCCUGGAUGUCUCCGUGUCUCCGGUCGGACUCGGACGGACGCGCCUCUCUCUGGACUCGGACUAACUUAAAAAGACGGACGAGUGUUUGCAGCGGGAAAAACUGUCAGUGAGACGUUCAGGUGCAGAGGACUCAGCCUCGUCUUCAGAGGGACUGACGAGACGUUCUCACCUGAGAAAACAUGUGGAAACUAAAAGGAGGAGAAAAAGAGGAUUACGAUGAACUUGAUUUUUCUGAUGCUACUGAUCUUGGACUUUUAAAAAACACACAAUGCACUGGUCGAUUUGUACAACUGUUGUUUGCUGCCGUUUCCUUGUUUUUCCUUCCAUGCUGUCAAAAAGAGAGUUUUGGGAUUAAGAGAUAUACACACGACGAGGCCGGGCAUUCACACUCUCGAGGGGUCAAAGACGGACAGGCCACCAUGUUGGAGGGCCUGUAAUCGCACUAAGGUUACCCUGUUUUUAUUUGUUAAAAGAAAUGGAAUCUUAAAGGGACACUUCAGCUUCAAAGUGAACAUUUGUAAAUCAAAAUCUCACCCCGUGACCUUAAACUCACAUGCCUCCAUGGGGGAUUAAGAGUCAUGAAAUGGAGAAAAGUCGUUAUGAUUUGAAGUAAAUAAGUAAAUAUGGAAUCUAUAAAUGAUGCUAUGAAUGAUAUAUGAACACAUCCCGAUGUAAAAACCUUUAGAAUAUUUAUAAGAAUAUAUUUGAAAAGUGAAUGGAAGUGAUCGUUAAGUGGAGAUUCAUGGUUUAGAGUAAAACAAGAUUUAACGAAAAUAUCCUUUAAGAAAUUGCAGAAGAAUAGAUUUAAUAUCACCAUGAAACUUCUCCACUUUAUCACUUACUUUUUGACCAUUUUUUAUUGUAUUACAAGCUUUGUUUAAGGUUAUGUCUGGGCGCUGCAACAACAGAACUAUAUUAAAACAUCCUUUUACAAAAUGUCACACAACAGGUGCAGUAUAAUCCAAGUCUACACACACGAAUUAGGAACAAUAAAUGUUUUGUGUGAGAAUGUUCACCAUUUUUAGAUAAUUUGUUCUCCAGUGGAGGCAUGUGAGAAAAAUAUCGUCUUUUUAAGAAUUCAAGGGUGAACCGAGGUCAUUCAUUGUUAUACAAAUGGGGGUGAAGAAGUCCUUUAAAAUGUUAGCAACAGUGCUAAUGGAAUGCUAAUAGCAAAGAGACAUAUGACAGAAAAUAGAAAUACGUGGAAGGGUUUUUCUCAGAGGAAGAUUUUACAUCAUAAACAUCUCAACCUUUGAAUGGUUUUUAUUGUGUUUUUGAGCCUGAUUGUAUUACAAACAUUUCAUUUUAUUUAGGCAAAUGAGUCCAAGAUUGGGCUUUCUUUGUCUGCAAAAGGGUGUUUUUUUGUUUAGUUUUUUCUCAACACUAUAGUGAUGAACCUGUCCCACUGAGGUCACUUUAAAUGAAAUGGAAACCACAGUAACAGAUAAAGUAUUUGUUAUACCUAAUGAAAAACAGGCAGAUUUAAUCCACUAACAACAACCGGAACAUCUGAGUCAAGCUCAUACGUUCUUAUCACCAUUUUUCUGCUGCUUUUUCCCUGCAUUAAGGUGUCAUGUAGAAAUGUGACUUUUCCCCACUUUAAAUCUCACAUGCAAAGCUUAAAUAUUCAGCCUGCAGAAACAGCCUUAAAUGAGCACAACCGCAGAUCUUCUAAAAUCCCAAAACAAUCCAAAUCCUGACCUCCAGCAUCUCUUGUUUGACACCGUCAUCGAGCCCUGAUCAGGUCACAGAAAUCGGUCCUUUUGUUUUUCAGGAAGACGUUGUUUUCAUCUCCCUCUGACAUGAGAGAUGUUUAGUUGAUGUAGUCGCCUAAAAAUGUCAUCUCUAUCCAAUCAAAUGAUAGGUUCAGAAAAUAACAUCUUGUUGCUUUGUGUCCCUUUGUGUUUCAUGCACUUUAGGAAUGUAAACUGAUUUCCUACAUUUCCCAGAAUGCCUCUUGGCAACCUUAAGAUGAGCGUUGCUGUUUGAAAUCAUAUAAUACAUAUAGCAAACUUGUCGCCCAAUUAUAAUAAUUAAGUUACCUUUGAUACUAAUAGCACAACAUGUCCUUGAGUUGCAAUGCAUUCUGGUACAUUGAGGCUUAUGUUGGUAGAUGACUUGGUAAUAUUGAUCACUAUGACAUGAUUUUAACAUAUAGUAGCUGGAAAAACACACCAAAGAUACGAAUAUCUUCAGAAAUGCAAUUAACAAAACAAACAGCUGAUUUUAACGAAGUUGUAUUUAAUAUAGCCACCUCUUUGAAUGCAAAAAAUGAAAAAGAUGUCACUUUUUAUUGUUGAGAUUAUAUAAAUUAUUUAUUUAUUAUUUAUUAAUAAUGCACUUAUGUUGAUGGGUAGAACACAGAACAGAAACCUUACCUUUUUAGAUUCAGAGGUAAGCGGAUUAUAAGGGUAAUUGUCUUUCUGAAUUCGAUGUUAUGGUACCAGGAGUUUAAAAGCCCACAUUUUGUUCCCAGAAUGCCUUGCCUCAGAGUGUGUGUACCUGCCGUGACUCAUCUCUACCUGUCGGAUUUAUUUGUUGAAAUGCCCAGGUGUGUUUUGCUCAUUCUAUUUCUCAGUACCCUGACGCUGGCUACUGGCUCAGCGCUUUCAGUAAAAAAUCAAGAAAAAUAAACUUUGCUG
Gymnodraco acuticeps is the source of this 5579-nucleotide messenger RNA. It is a transcript of the gene socs7, whose product is annotated as suppressor of cytokine signaling 7. Gene Ontology annotation, cellular component: phosphatidylinositol 3-kinase complex. The record is from RefSeq and is a predicted model, not a curated record. Gene Ontology annotation, biological process: intracellular signal transduction; phosphatidylinositol phosphate biosynthetic process. Gene Ontology annotation, molecular function: 1-phosphatidylinositol-3-kinase regulator activity. Lineage: Eukaryota; Metazoa; Chordata; Actinopteri; Perciformes; Bathydraconidae.